Molecule: messenger RNA, 618 nt
Organism: Tyto alba (common barn owl)
Lineage: Eukaryota; Metazoa; Chordata; Aves; Strigiformes; Tytonidae
Product: titin-like
Exons: 3
Coding region: 1-618 (205 amino acids)
Biological process (GO): response to bacterium
Source: RefSeq, a predicted model, not a curated record
AUGCUCCGGGACUCGGCACGUGGCCGAGCGGCUGCCACGUCCCUGCCCCAGCCCGUCCUGGUUGUGGAGCCUGGGGAGUUGGUGGAGAUCGAAUGCGAGGUCAGAGACCUGGAGAGCAAAUCCCAAGUGUCCUGGUACCGGCGUGGGACGGGUGGACCUGAGCUGGUCCUGGAUUGCACGAGCAGCACCAAAGAGGGGUUCUCCUGCACAUUCAAGCAGCACAGUGUCACCCUGCACAUCGCCAGCGCCCGCCCCGACGACUCCGGCCUCUACCUGUGCGCCUUUCGCAAACCUGUGUACCUGAAUUUCAGCUGCAGCACCGCGCUGCUGGUGGGAGACAGCUGGAAGGCCGGCAGCUGGGUGCGGGUUCUGGCACCCCACGGGACCCCCCCCACCCGCUCAAACCUGGUCUGUGCCGUGGGUGGCACCGCCGGCCCUGUCCUUGUCUCCUGGCAGGGGGGGGCCGGGAAGGUGCUGGGGCUGGGGGGUGGCAGGAAGCUGCUCCUCAGCCCCAUGGGCACGGCCGGGGGGGCCGGGGGGCUCUGUGAGGUGCAAUUCAACUCCUCUGGUCCCCCCGUCCGCAGGAGCGCCGAGCUGCGUGGGUCCCUGGGUGAGUAG